UUGACCGUUCACUGAUCGCACUUUCUGUGCUUCCCGAACGCAGCAAGUGAACGUCGAUAGCAUGAAAAGGCAUCUUAAGAUAUGAGAGAAUCAACAAACUAGUCUUUCGUUUUCAUCCUCGGGAAAGUUGUCUCGUCUCUCCCGCUGAUUGUCCAAUGUUUCAUUUUUAAUCUGGAUGUUUGUGUACUGAGUUGGUAUUGUAAAUUAAAAUGUCGGUCAGAGUAAAUGCGAAUAGUUCGCCAUCCGUUGAAUUAAGUUCCUAUCGCGAUCAACACUUCAAGGGCUCAAGGGCCGAACAAGACAGACUUUUAAGGAAUUCUACAACUUUAUACGUGGGCAAUCUGUCCUUCUAUACUACAGAAGAGCAAAUAUAUGAAUUGUUUUCAAAAUGUGGAGACAUCAGGCGUAUUAUAAUGGGUCUCGAUAAGUACAAGAAAACACCGUGUGGUUUCUGUUUUGUUGAAUAUUACCAAAGGGCAGAUGCAGAAAGCUGUAUGAGAUAUAUCAAUGGUACUCGAUUAGAUGACAGAAUAAUCAGAACAGAUUGGGAUGCUGGUUUUAUAGAGGGUAGACAGUACGGUCGUGGCAAGACCGGAGGACAAGUGAGGGACGAGUAUCGGUCAGAUUUCGACAGUGGUAGAGGUGGUUACGGUAAAAUAAUACAACAGAAAGUAACAUCACUCUCGGACGGUGGAUUUGGUCGAUGAGAUUCUGAAAUAUUUAACAAUAUGUGUGAAUGACUGUGCGCUGUCCAUAUACAAGUGUUCAAUUUGUUUCAUUAAUUAUUUAUACGUUACACGAUCACCUGGAUUAAUUAGUUUAGGUAUAACUAUGUUUAAAUGAUUAAUUAUAUUAAAUAGAGAAAUAGUAAGGAAGGACUCUAUGGUAAGCUGUUCCAUUAUAGCGUUUAAUAAAGAUAAAUUUAUAUAAAUA
Molecule: messenger RNA, 933 nt
Organism: Dinoponera quadriceps
Lineage: Eukaryota; Metazoa; Arthropoda; Insecta; Hymenoptera; Formicidae
Gene: Cbp20
Product: nuclear cap-binding protein subunit 2
Exons: 3
Coding region: 210-707 (165 amino acids)
Biological process (GO): mRNA cis splicing, via spliceosome
Cellular component (GO): nuclear cap binding complex
Molecular function (GO): RNA cap binding
Source: RefSeq, a predicted model, not a curated record